Molecule: messenger RNA, 10465 nt
Organism: Clupea harengus (Atlantic herring)
Lineage: Eukaryota; Metazoa; Chordata; Actinopteri; Clupeiformes; Clupeidae
Gene: frya
Product: furry homolog a (Drosophila)
Exons: 63
Coding region: 426-9485 (3019 amino acids)
Biological process (GO): cell morphogenesis; neuron projection development
Cellular component (GO): cell cortex; site of polarized growth
Source: RefSeq, a predicted model, not a curated record
GUGGGGAGGGCUGUCAGUAUAGUGUGUACCCAGAGUUAAAUAUAGUACUGCAACUAUGCCGCUGUAGCAUGUCCGACCCCGUCAUUCAGCAGUGCUUCAGCUAAAAAUUCUCACCUGACCUUCACUCUUGGAAGACUGCUUGGUCAGACAGCAGGGAGCAGAAGAAGGCAGAGGAGCAUUCCCAAAGACCUGUGUGGAUUUACCAUCAGCAUUCCCAAAGACCUGUGUGGAUUUACCAUCUGCGAUCACAAUCCCCCACCCCUUCCGGUCUCACUAUCGUUCUGUUGGUCUGUCCAACAUGGAGCUCCACGAGUAUGAAAACCAACAGAUUAUACCGGACCAGGUUCACAUGGACGUGUGAUGCAUGGAGUUGUCGUUCUUGACUUGGACAGUCUCUCGACUCCACACCUCAACAACUUGUCAGUAUGGAGGGCACAGGCAUGUGCUGGAGCAAAGCCAGUAUGAUCAACUUCAUCAAGUGCCUUGCAUCUCCUGGGUACAACAAGCCAUCCAUCCCCCCGGUGUGCUUCCCUCACGGAGAGAGAGGGCCCCCAGCCAUGAUGCCCAUCAGCAUCGACCCGGAGAGCAAGCCAGGCGAAUAUGUCCUCAAGAGCCUCUUUGCCAACUUCACCACGCUCUCUGAACACAAGAUUCGUAUCAUCAUGGCUGAACCGCUGGAGAAGCCAUUAACCAAGUCCCUCCAGAGAGGCGAAGACCCCCAGUUUGACCAACUGGUUAGUACCAUGAGUUCCCUGGCCGAGUACUGCCUGCCUUCUAUCCUGCGCACACUGUUUGAUUGGUACAAGAGGCAAAAUGGCCUGGAGGACGAAUCCUACGAGUACAGACCAAGAGCCAGCACCAAGUCCAAGAACGAUGAACUGCAGAGGGAUUAUUUACUGGAGAGGAGAGAUCUGGCCAUUGACUUCAUAUUUUCUCUGGUACUAAUAGAGGUCUUAAAGCAGAUGCCACUCCAUCCAGUCCUUGAUGGGUUGGUCAAUGAAGUCAUUAACCUGGCAUUUAAGCACUUUAAAUACAAGGAGGGAUACCAUGGUCCCAACACUGGCAAUAUGCACAUUGUAGCAGAUCUUUAUGCAGAAGUCAUGGGAGUCUGUGCCCAGACCAAGUUUCCAGCAGUGAAGAAGAAAUUCCUGAUGGAGCUGAAGGAGCUGAGACAUAAGGAGCAGAGUCCGUGCGUGGUCCAGAGCACCGUCAGUCUUAUCAUGGGUGUCAAGUUCUUUAGGAUUAAAAUGUACCCUGUAGAGGAGUUUGAGGCUUCCUUCCACUUCAUGCAGGAGUGUGCCCAGUAUUUCCUGGAGGUGAAGGACAAAGACAUAAAGCAUGCCUUGGCUGGGCUGUUUGUUGAGAUUUUAGUUCCUGUUGCUGCCGCUGUGAAAAAUGAGGUGAAUGUUCCUUGCCUAAGGAACUUUGUGGAGAGCUUGUAUGACACAACCUUGGACCUGUCUACCAGGAAGAAGCACUCUCUGGCCCUGUAUCCCCUGGUGACCUGUCUGCUGUGUGUGAGCCAAAAGCAGCUCUUUCUGAGCAGGUGGCAUGUUUUCCUCAACAGCUGCCUCUCCAAUCUCAAGAAUAAGGACGCUAAAAUGACCCGGGUUGCCUUGGAGUCUCUGUAUCGCCUGCUGUGGGUUUACAUGAUCAGGAUCAAAUGUGAGAGCAACACAGCGACUCAGAGUCGCCUCAACACGAUUGUCACCACACUGUUUCCCAAGGGAUCUCGCAGUGUGGUUCCAAGAGACAUGCCACUCAAUAUCUUUGUCAAGAUCAUUCAGUUUAUUGCACAGGAAAGGCUGGAUUUUGCCAUGAAAGAGAUCAUUUUUGACCUGCUUUGUGUUGGAAAACAAGCCAAAGCCUUUAGUCUCAAUCCAGAGAGAAUGAACAUAGGACUCAGAGCGUUCCUAGUGAUCGCUGAUAUGCUGCAGCAGAAGGAUGGAGAACCCCCCAUGCCCAAUACGGGUGCCACCCUUCCCUCUGGGAACACCCUGAGGGUGAAGAAGACCUACCUGAGCAGGACACUGACCGAUGAAGAGGCCAAGGUCAUUGGAAUGGGCCAUUAUUACCCCCAAGUUAGGAAAGCCAUUGACAGCAUCCUGAGAUACCUCGAUAAGGAUGUUGGUCGUUGCAUGAUGAUGACCAGUGUGCAGAUGUUCAAUAAGGAGCCAGAGGACAUGAUCACGGGGGAGAGGAAGCCAAAGAUUGACCUGUUCAGGACAUGCUUAGCUGCCAUCCCACGCAUCCUGCCUGAUGGCAUGUCUAAAUCGGAAUUGAUAGAUCUGCUCACUCGGCUGACAAUCCAUAUGGAUGAUGAGCUGCGGCUCAUUGCCCAGAACUCCCUGCAGAGCCUGUUGGUGGACUUUCCUGACUGGCGUGAGGAUGUACUGUUUGGUUUCACCAACUUCCUGCUGCGUGAUGUGCAAGACAUGCACCAGAGCCUACUGGAAAGCUCCCUGAAGCUGUUGCUGCAACUCCUCACCCAGUGGAGACUCACCUUGCUCUCCGCAAACAAAGUCUUUGACCCACCCAAUAUCUGCACCUCUGAGCUCCUGCAGCUGGGCUCCAGCCAGAGACUGGCAGCAGAGCACAGUGGCCACUCCCUGGUGCUGCACGCAGUGGAGGGCCUCGCCCUGCUGCUGCUCUGCUCCUCCCAGGCAGUCACACGCAAGCUGGGUGUGGCCAUCCUCAAAGAGGCCGGGCUCCUCCACCUCACAAUUGGACAGGCUGAGGAUGAUGAGAAGCCCAUGAUUGAUGUGCUAGACCAGCUGAGCCCAGUGGUACUGGAGAGCUUUCUCCACGUAGCAGUGUCGGACAUGGGGAGUGUGUCAGACACGGGGAGCGGGUUGGAUGUGGGUCCGCAGCCUGUGGGUCACCAUGUGGACCUGCAGUGGCUGGUGGAGUGGAGUGCCGUGUUGGUGAACAGUCCCUAUGAUGUGUGGAGCCCAUCGCACGUGUGGAUCUUUGCCCAGUCUGUGAAGGACCCCUGGGUGCUCUGCCUCUACAGCUUCUUGCGCCAGGAGCACCUACCCAAACACUGCCCCACAGCUCUCAGCUACGCCUGGCCCUACGCUUUCACCCGCCUGCAGCACCUCUUACCCCUGAUAGACCCUACUAACCCUGUAUAUGCCAAAAGAAUCACAGCAAGUUGUGGAGACAACUAUACAGGCCUGUGGAGGAACUACCUCAUCCUGUGUUUUGGCAUUGCUAAACCCAGCAUCAUGAGCCCAGGCCACCUCAGGGCAUCCAGCACUGAGAUCAUGAACCCCACCACAGAUGGCAGUGUCAGUUACGACUGCAAGGUGAUGGGGAGCCCAUCUGUGACCUGGCUUCUGAAACAGCUCGUCCCCUUGAUGAGAGCAGAGAGCAUCGAAAUCACUGAGUCUCUGGUUCUUGGCUUCGGACGAACAAACUGCCUGGUGUUCAGAGAGCUCAUUGAGGAGCUUCACCCUCUGAUGAAGGAGGCACUGGAGAGGCGACCUGAGAACAAGAAACGGCGUGAGAGGAGAGACCUGUUGAGACUUCAGCUGCUGAGGAUCUUUGAGCUGCUGGCCGACUCUGGGGUCAUCAGUGACAGCACUAACGGGGCUCUGGAGCGAGACACACUGGCGCUUGGGGCUCUCUUCCUGGAGUACGUGGACCUGACCCGCAUGCUGCUAGAGGCCGACAGCGACAAAGACAUUGAGAUCCUCAAAGACAUGCGUGCCCACUUCAGCGCCAUGGUGGCCAACCUCAUUCAUUGUAUCCCUGUGCACCAGAGACGUUUACUCUUUCCCCAGCAGAGUCUGCGUCAUCACCUCUUCAUCCUCUUCAGCCAAUGGGCUGGCCCUUUCAGCAUCAUGUUCACCUCGCUGGACCGCUACAGCGACCGCAACCACCAGAUCACAAGAUAUCAAUACUGUGCACUUAAGGCUAUGUCAGCAGUGCUGUGCUGUGGUCCUGUCUUUGACAAUGUGGGCCUUUCUCCAGAUGGCUACCUCUAUAAGUGGCUGGAUAACAUCUUAGCUUGCCAGGAUCUGCGGGUUCACCAACUAGGGUGUGAGGUGGUCAUCUUGCUGCUGGAGCUCAAUCCAGAACAUGUGAACCUGUUUAACUGGGCUGUGGAUCGCUGCUUCACGGGCACCUACCUGCUGGGAUCAGGUUGCUUCAAAGCCAUCGCCACUGUCUGUGGCAGCAGGAACUACCCUUGUGACUUAGUGACAUUGAUGAAUUUGGUCCUUUUCAAAGCCUCUGACACCAACAGAGAAAUAUAUGAGAUUGCAAUGCAGCUAAUGCAGAUCCUGGAGGAAAAGCUUCUGUCCUACUCAAAGAAAUUAGCAGAGCAGAAACCCAGCAGUAUUCUGUAUGAAAGCCACCGGCCCUUGCCCCCACUCUACAGUGUCUCUCUCCCUCAGCUCUCCAGCCAGCUGGCAAGGAUGUACCCUGAGCUUACACUGCCUCUAUUUUCAGAAAUCAGUCAGAGGUUUCCUACCACCCACUCUAAUGGGCGCCAGAUGAUGCUCAUCUACCUCCAGCCCUGGCUGCGCAACAUUGAGCUGGUGGACAGCGGCCUGCUGCCCCCUCUUUCCAGCCCCGGCUCACCUGAGGAGGAGGUCAGGAGCCGGGCCAACCCCACCCUCACCGACCUGCGGGGCUCUGGCUGGGGCUCUCUGCAGGCCACCUGUCUGGUGCUCAACAACCUCAUGUUCAUGACAGCCAAGUAUGGGGAUGAUGUGCCCGGCCCAGAGAUGGAGAACGCCUGGACGGCCAUGAUCAGCAACGACAAGUGGAACAACAACCUGAAAACGACUCUGCAGUUCCUUAUCAGCCUGUGUGGCGUCAGCAGCGACACCACCCUCCUGCCUUAUAUCAAGAAGGUGGUGAUCUACCUGUGUCGGAACAACACCACUCAGACCAUGGAGGAGCUGCUGUUUGAGCUUCAGCAGACGGACCCUGUCAACCCUGUGGUGAUCCAUUGUGACAACCCUCCCUUUUACCGGUUUGCUGCUACCAGCAAGAUCCCCAUCGCCACCUCAGGUACCACAUCUAGUAGCAACACAGUGCUGGCAGGACAAGAGAGCUUCUCCGAUACAGACGAGGCAAAAGCAGCCAGGGAGAACGAGGACAGACUCAGCCACACCACACGAGCCCACAAUCGUCUGGAAUCUCGCUACAGCAACAGUUCAGGUGGCUCGUACGAUGAGGAGAAGAGUGAACCCUUGCCACCCUUCACUGAUUGGCUGCUAAGCAUCUUGGAGACCAAUCAGCCACUGCCUCUGCCCAUGCCUGUAAAUGGAGGGUGCUGGGCACCACUCGUGGACUAUCUUCCUGAAACUAUCACCCCCAGAGGACCACUGCACAGGUGUAACAUUGCAGUGAUCUUCAUGAUGGAACUGGUGGUGGACCAUAGCGUGAGUGAAGACUGGGCACUUCAUCUGCCCCCGCUCCUACAUGCCCUGUUUCUGGGCAUGGACCACACCCGUCCUGAGGUGUUUGAGCACAGCAAGCGUCUGCUCCUCCACCUCCUCAUCACGCUCUCCUGCAACAGCAACUUCAAGGUCAUCGCUUCAGUUCUGCUGCAAUCCAGAGAGAUCAACUGCACCAGGAGCCUGACCAUCAGACCCACCUACGAGCAUGAGUAUCUCUACGCAGGAGGGCCUGACUUCCUGCGGGACUGGCAGCCGUCCCCCGUGCCGGACUCAGGCCUGAGCUCCUCCUCCACCUCCUCUAGCUUCAGCCUGGGGGGCAGCAGCAGCCACCUGCCCCCUGGGCCCCCUCAGGUCAAUGAGCUGGAGACAGCCACAGAGAUAGAGGAGAAGACCAACAAACUCGUAGAGUUUCUCACCAACAGGUCAUAUGGGCCCUUAUGGUGCCAUGAAGACAUCACUCCCAAGAACCAGGUCACCAAGAGCACUGAGCAGCUCACCAACUUCCUCCACCAUGUGCUGUCUGUGUUCAAACAGUCCAAAUCAGACUGCCAUCUGGAGCAGCAGCUCAGUGAGGUGUCUCUGCAGACUGCACUGUGCAGCUCUUCGCGUCACUAUGCUGGCCGCUCCUUCCAGAUCUUCCGGGCCCUGCGGCAGCCGCUGUCAGCUCAUGCCGUGUCCGACCUAUUGUCCCGCUUGGUGGAGGUGGUAGGGGAGCACGGAGACGAGGUGCAGGGUUAUGUGAUGGAAGUCCUUCUCACGCUGGAGUCAGUGGUGGACAACUUGGCAGAGUGCCUCAAAAACAACGACCUGAUGGCAAUCCUGACAAGAGCAACCUCUCCAGACUUCUUGAGCAAUGGGAAGCUGACAUCCAGCAGGAAGAGCACAGGCCAACUGGACCUGAUCCCAGACCUGUCCUCCUUAGAACACAGCCGCCACCAAAGGAGUUACUCCGUCCCCAAGAAGUUUGGUGAGGCAGAGCACUCCUCCCAGGUCCCACGCAGUGCCACGCUGGACCGUAUCCAUGUCUAUACCCACCAGAGCCAGAGCCCCAUCCCCUCCAAAGACAGUUGCAGCAACCCUGCCAGCAUUAACCACCCUAGCAAUCUGCUGGCCACCAUCUUCUGGGUGGCUGUGUCCUUGAUGGAGUCAGACUUUGAAUUUGAGUACCAAAUGUCCUUGCGGCUUCUGAGCAAGCUGCUGGCCCACCUGUCUCUAGACAGGCCAGAGAACCGAGAGAAGCUGGAGAAGCUGCAAACUCAGCUGAGGUGGAGUAGCUUCUGCGGGCUGCAGCACCUGCUGCUCAAGGGCUUUACUUCCAUCUCCAACACCGAGCUCACACUGCAGCUGCUCUGCCAGCUCACACCCAUCUCACGUGCACCCGUGGUGGACACCUCGCAGGCUAUAGGUUUCCCUCUGAACGUACUAUGCCUGCUCUCCCAUCUUGUGCAGAACUUUGAGUGCCCUACACCAUUUUGUAAAGAUGCUGCUGAGAGAAUAGCCCAGGUGUGUCUGGAGGAGAAAAAUGCCAAAUUGUCCAAUCUGGCUCACGUCAUGACUCUGUACAAAACUCAUUCGUACACGCGCGACUGCUCCUCCUGGGUGAAUGUGGUUUGUCGUUACCUCCACGAGGCCUUCUCUGACAUCACCCUCAACAUGGUCACCUACAUGGCAGAGUUGUUGGAAAAAGGCCUUCCCAGUAUGCAACAGACCCUUCUGCAGAUCAUCUACAGCCUUCUCAGUCACAUGGACCUCAGUGGCAUCCAAGCCAAGCCCCUUAAUGCUGAAGUACUCAAGACAAUAGAGACAUUUGUUCAAACCCCACACUGGAAGGAAGCCUUGAACAUUUUGAAGCUGGUGGUAUCGCGGUCGGCCAGCUUGGUUCAGCCAGCAUCCCAGCCCUGCAGCCUCUCCCAGCUGGAGAGCAACAGAGUCUGGGAGAGUUCCUCUAAGGCCCUGCCAGGGAAAACUUUGGAUUUCCACUUUGAUAUUUCCGAGACUCCUGUGAUCGGGCGGCGCUUUGAUGAGCUGCACGGCUCUGCAGGGCAUGAUGGGAAGAGUAGGGUCAUCGCAGUGACACGCAGCACCUCCUCCACCUCCUCGGGCUCCAACUCCAACACCGUGCUGGUGCCCGUCAGCUGGAAGAGGCCACAGUCCUCACAGAAGAGAACUAGAGAGAAACUGGUGAAUGUCUUAUCUCUGUGUGGACAAGAGGUUGGACUCACAAAGAAUCCCUCGGUGGUUUUCUCCUCUUGUGGGGAGCUGGACCUCAUUGAGCACCAGCUGAGUCUGGUGUCCUCAGACGAAGGGACACGCGACCAGGACAACAUGGAUGACACAACCUCAGAGCAGCAGUUCCGGGUGUUUCGUGAUUUUGACUUCCUGGAUGUGGAGCUGGAGGAUGGAGAGGAGCUCCAGGGAGAGACGGUGGAUAACUUUAACUGGGGUGCUCGGCGGCGCUCCAUGGACAGCCUGGAUAAAGGCGAAAUGCAGACUCUGCAGGAGAAGGAGUUGUUGAGCAGCAGCAGCAGCCUGGGACAGACGGCCCGCCAGGACUCAGACGAGUCAUCAGAGGAGGAGUCACUCACAGCCAGCCAGAUUCUCUCGCACUCCCAGAUUAUUGUCAGCCUCUCUCCCACUGAGGAGAUGAGCAACAUGGACUGUCUGUCGACCUCCUUUGACACAACCUCAGCAGAGUCUCCGUCUUUCGACACCAGAACACCGAGUCUGGAGAUCUCGCUGCCUGGGGAUUCAAACCCACAGCUUCAGACUGAGCUGUCAGAGGAAGAUGAGGAGAGCCAUAUGCAUGAAGAGGACCUGCUGCUCUCUCUCUCUGUGGAUGACCUGCCACCAGCCUUUGCCUAUGCCGACAGGAUGGACAUGGCAGAGAGAGAGAAGAGGGCAGAGCUGGAACUGGAAGCCAGCUGUAUGCCCAGUUUUGUAGGGCAGGGCAGCCAAGCUGAGGAGGAGAGAGAGGAGAUGCUGGAGUCUCGGUCCUCCCCUCCUCCAUCCCCCUUCUUCUCGGCCAUCCUGGCAGCAUUCCAGCCCGCAGCAUGUGAUGAUGCUGAGGAGGCGUGGCGCAGCCACCUCAACCAACUGGUGUCCGAUACCGAUGGCUCCUGUGCCGUCUACACCUUCCAUGUGUUUGCCUCCCUCUUCCAGAGCAUCCAGACAAAGUUCUGCUCCUUGACCUGUGACGCUGCUGGUUACCUUGGUAAUAGCUUACGAGGAAUAGGAUCAAAGUUUGUUAAAUCAUCGCACAUGCUGACAUCCUGCGCUGAAUGUCCCACCCUGUUUAUAGAUGCAGAUACUAUCUUUUCUUAUGGAUUGCUUGAAAAAAUGAAGUUCAGUGUGCUGGAGCUACAAGAGUACCUCGACACUUACAACAGCAGAAAGGAAGCAGCUAUAUCCUGGCUACAUAGUUGUAAGGCCAGCUUCCCUCAAGACUCAGGGGCUGGGGGCAUCACAUGGCAGCCAGGAGACGAUGAAGAGAAGCAAAUGGAAUCCCUGGCUCAACUGGAACUGUGUCAACGGCUAUACAAACUCCACUUCCAGCUGCUGCUGCUUUUUCAAUCUUACUGCAAGCUUAUUGGCCAGGUUCAUGCAAUAAGCACUGUACCUGAGCUUUCCAACAUGUCCAGUGAGCUGAGUGAGCUGAAGAUGAACUUAAGAGCCGCCUCAGCGCACCCCCCUGCCUUAGAGAUGCCCUCUUCUAAACCCACCUUCUGCUCCUCCGAGGCUGCUGUACAGGCCAUUUUGGAGAGUCUGAAAACCAAGGAGUUGUCCACAGCCAUCAGUUACAUUCGCGAGUGCAGGAGGUUGUGGCCCAGUGAUAUCUUCGGCAGUCCCCCUGAGGAUGAGGUCCAGACCCUGCUCCACAUCUACUUUCGGCAUCAGACACUGGGCCAGACGGGAACAUUCGGCUUGGUGGGCUCCAGACAGGACCUGUCCCAGAUCUGCAUGAAGCUGAUGGAGCUCAACAGUGAGAUCCGGGACAUUAUCCGACAGGCCCAGGGCUACCGGGCCAUCACUGCCUUCCUGCCAGACUCCAGUGUGUCUGGAAUUAGUCUCUAAAUGACUCAGGCUCCUACUCCCAAUGGGUUAUGCUGCUAACCUAACCAUGGUCUACCAAGGCUUUCCUCUCACUCACAAAAACGCACUCUCUCCACUCUCUUAUUUUGGGAAAGGGGGGUCAGAAUGUAGUCAGAUCUCCUAAUGGUAAUUAUGAAAUCACCAUGCAAUUGAGUUCUAAAAGAAAAGCAGCCUAGGUUUUUAUUGCACUAAUGAUUCUGUAGUGAGUGCUGAGAACAGGGACCUCCAUUACAACAAGGACAUACCAAAGUUAUACAAAGUUAAUGUUAUGUAGACGAGUGUUUGUGAUAGGAAGGGAAAAUGUGCAAUGCAUCACAUAAGUGAAAGACCUCUACUGUAUCAUGAAAGAAUGUUUUUGAACUGUAGUGCUUUUAACUACUUGAAAUCAGAGUAAUGUUAUUUAUUUUUCCAUUGCUCUUAUGAAGCUUUGUGUGUGUGUGCGCACACUUACCAACUCCAAAGUACAGCUAUGCUUUGGCACAUACAAUGUAACUUCAUACACAGGGUGCAUGUCUACUGUCUGAAAGAUUUGGAUGACACUAAGGGUUAUCCUUUAUUUACAUACAUAUUUCAUGUAGUUUAAUGCUGGCUUUCUACUUUCUGUUCGUAGGAGAUUUAUUUAUUUUCACAUAAGGUCAACCUGCUUAAUUGGAAAACACAAAAUAUUCUGUCUGUCAAACUGCCAAGCAUAAGAACAGAUGUACAAUAGAAACAUUUAUGGGUAUAAAUGAAAAGAAAACUAUUUAACUGAAAGAUGCAUAUGUACAUAUUAUAUUGGAAAAUUGACGUUUGUAAGAUUUUAUUUUUAUGUUUUUAAUUUGCUGUCAGAUUACAAAAAACAUUGUCCCCAAGGGAAUAUUGUUAAAGCUGUUCAUGUUGUAAAUACUUUUACUUCUGUGUUGUUCUUUGGUUUCUGUUCUCUAAACAGCUGUAACAAAAUAAAAUGUUCCCCAGUUGUUCAA